AUGAACUCAAAGUCUCUCACUUGUUGUGUUGUGUUCUUACUACACACCAUUUUGUUUUCUUCUACAUCACCAUCUUCUCUUAUCCACUUCAACUCCACAACCUCAAUCCUUAAUGUCACUUUACCACAUGCGUUAUCUCAAACUCUUGAGAAUUUCGCCCUCAAGACGUUAUCCAACCAACAUCAUACCGGUGCUCUGUACCGGGCUAUCUUACCGGAAAAUUUAUCCGGCAUCGAAGUCUCCAUCGUCCGUCUCACCGGGAAGAGCCUUUGGAACUUCGGGGCCAAGUUCAGCAAUGUGCUUAUACCUGCAAGGUCAGUUUCGGUUCCUCCUGCAAGGAGAGUUGCUAUUGUGUACCAAGAUCUAGGUAAUUGGUCUAACCAUUGGUAUACCGUACCCGGUUACCGGUUAAUAGCUACUGUCUUAGGGUUUAGGGUUUUGGAUGUGUCUGAUCAAGACAAUGCCAAAGAGAUUAGUCUAAGGAUGGAGAAUCGUGUAGAAAUCUCGUUUAGGGAUUUACUCAAAGACUCUGACGAGAAAAUGCUGUCUAGGGUUAAAUGCGUGAGCUUCAAGGCACAGACCGAAGACAAGGAAGCAGCUCACAUCAGCCGAAUGGUUCUCCCGGGAGUGUGUUACGGUUCGAACCACGGAGAUUACUCGGUGAUUGAGCCCUUAGAGAACGGUAAGAAUAAGGUCAAGUUGUGGCGGAAAUGGUGGUGGUUGUGGAUCGUGGGAUUUGUAUUAGGUAUAGGAGUGCUAGGGUUUGUGGGUACAAUGGGGAUUAGGGUUUUAAGAACGAAGAAGAUUCAAGUGAUGAUGGAGAGAGAAGCUAAUAAUGGUGAAGUUUUAGAGACCAGAUGGGUUGGUGGAAGUAAAAUGCCAUCUGCUACUGUAACUAGAACCCUACCAAAGUCGGAAUCCGCAUUAGAAAACGGGUCUCCUGAAUAA
Messenger RNA from Arabis nemorensis, 948 nucleotides. Lineage: Eukaryota; Viridiplantae; Streptophyta; Magnoliopsida; Brassicales; Brassicaceae. The record is from the annotation of a GenBank genome assembly.